Molecule: messenger RNA, 1049 nt
Organism: Spodoptera exigua (beet armyworm)
Lineage: Eukaryota; Metazoa; Arthropoda; Insecta; Lepidoptera; Noctuidae
Source: the annotation of a GenBank genome assembly
GGCCGUGCAGAGGAAAAAUACUCCAUUAUGCCAGUGUCACUGCCAAAAUUCUCGAACGACCGCAUUAUUGGAGGCAGACCCACCAGUAUACAACAGUACCCUUUUGUAGUCCAGAUUUUCUUGCCGGAUAGAUUCCUGUGCGGAGGUUCUCUUUUGACGCUGCGACAUGUGCUAUCUGCGGCUCAUUGUUUCGAAAAUACGCUUGGAAUCCUUAAAAACCCAAAACUAUUCACAGUUCAUGUCGGCGGAACAAAAUUAUAUGCAGGAACAGAACAUCAAGUAUCAGCCAUAGUACUCCACGAAAACUAUAAAUCUAAACAGCUUGCCUGGGGCUACGAUAUAUCAGUUCUUCUGCUCGAGACUGAUGUCACCUUGAGUUCCAAUGUCGCUACAGUCAAUAUACCGGAGGAAGGAGCUUCUGUGCCUGAUAAUGCCACAGUCAUAGUUGUAGGAUGGGGUACGACUAAUCCUAAUUCCAAACUCCCAUCAUAUAUUUUGAACGAGGUGGCAAUUAAAACGAUCAACUGGGAAAUAUGUGAGAAAAAUUAUGCAAUGGUGGAACGAGAGGCCACAUUCUUAAACCUCUUCAAAACCGACAUGAUGUGUGCUGGGAUUCAAGGUGUUGGAGGGAAAGAUGCUUGUUUUGGUGAUUCCGGUGGUCCUCUCCUCUACAAUGGGGUAGUGGUUGGGAUUACAUCAUGGGGUGUAGGAUGUGCGGAAGCACAAUAUCCCGGAGUAUUUACUAAGGUUUCCAAAUACACCAAUUGGAUUAUAUACACGAUACAACAUAUUAAUGGUACCAGCUCAGUGUACAGCAUUCGGGUGACUCUGGCCAUCCCCUUCUUGCUUUUAAUGAUCAGCGUAACUUCUCUAUGGGGACCAGCCACAAACUAAUCGAAAACACUAUUACAUAUUAUGUUAGAGAGGAGAGAUCAGGUUCUCAAUUUAUAUUUUUGGCUAAAAUCGUUUGUUAAGCAUGUAUGGCGUUUCUUGGUUAUUUUAUGGUAUUAGAAUUAUUUUGUACGUCAUUGGAUCGAUUAAAAUAAAAU